ACAAAGUGGCAGCGAAGUCCACCAUCAGUGCCGGAUAGCAUCCACGACACCAUGGCAGGGAUAGUUACUCGCUGUUUCUCUCGAGGCCUUUUUAAGCCUUUCCAGACUCUGAUUCAACCGAGAGUUCCUGUGAGACAUCUGAACCUGCUGGAGUACCAGAGCAAAGUGCUGUUGGACAACCAUGGGGUCACCGUGCAGAAGUUCCGCAUCUUGGAUACACACGAGGCUGCUGGCGAGACGGUUAAAACACUGAAUGCUGCCGAGUAUGUAGUGAAGGCGCAGAUCCUAGCCGGCGGUAGAGGAAAGGGCCACUUUGACAAUGGCUUCAAAGGGGGGGUUCACCUCACCAAAAAUAUAACGGAGGUGGAGUCCUUAGUGGAGAAGAUGGUCGGCCACAAGCUCAUCACAAAGCAGACGCCAAAGGAAGGCAUCCUGGUGAACAAGGUGAUGGUAGCCGAGUCCGUGGACAUCCUGAGGGAAACCUACUUUUGCAUUCUGAUGGACAGGGAUCACAAUGGACCUGUUUUGAUUGCAAGCCCUGAUGGAGGAAUGGACAUUGAGGAGGUUGCUGAGAAAACCCCCGAGCGCUUGCUCACCCUCCCCAUUGAUAUCUUUGAGGGUCUGACACAUGACAAGGCCCUGAAAGUGGCGGAAUUUCUCAAAUUUGAAGGAGAUCUCAAAGAAAAAUGUGCUAAGGAAGUGCAGGCGAUUUGGGAGAUGUUCCUGAGUGUCGAUGCAACUCAGAUUGAGAUCAACCCACUAAUAGAAACUCCCCAGGGACAAGUUGUUGCAGUUGAUGCCAAAAUUCAGUUUGAUGAUAAUGCAGAGUUCAGACAGAAGACCAUAUUUGCUGAGGAAGACACAAGUGAGAGUGAUCCAAGAGAGGUUGAGGCUGCCAGACAUAACCUGACAUACAUUGGUAUGGAUGGAAACAUUGGAUGUCUAGAUUCAACAGUAAAGGCCCUCUUCAUCAACAUUUUUGGGGGCAUUGUCAACACAGCCACCAUUGCCAAUGGGCUCGUCAAUGUGCUGCGCAACACCCAGAUUGAUAUACCCCUCAUUGUGAGGCUGGAAGGAACAAAUGUAGACGAGGCAAAACGCAUACUUGCAGAAUCAGGAUGCAACAUUGAAUCUACAAAUGACUUGGAUGAGGCGGCAAAGAAGGCUGUUGCUUCCAUCAAUUAAAUUGUAAUUCUUUCUAAAUGCAUAAAAAAAUCAUCCGUGGCAUCCAUUACAGACACCAGUGUUGUAGUCCAAGUUUGUUAAGAAAGUUGUUAGGAAACAGCUGAUGCUAUCUUGUGUGUGAAAUUUGUUAUGCCUUAUAUAUGCAUAUGAAUAUGCAGAUACUAGGUGUGGGAGUUCUUGAAAGGGAGAGAGUGAGUCGGUAAGAAAAUAAGGGGUGUGCGAGGAAGUGAGCAAGGAGGAACGAGAGAGAGAAUGAGGGAGAUAGCAUUUUGAUGGUGAAUGAAAGUGUGUGCAUAAACUUUUGCAUGUAUUUGGCAACUUAUCCAUUUUAUGCACAAAAAUGGUGCACAUGUAUAUAUGUGCAUUAUACUUCCAAAGUUCAAACAUAUUAGGAGUCAAAUUAAUAUUGCUAGUAGGUAAAUUAAGCAAACCUGACAUAUUUUUAGAAGAAGGGAAUUUAACACACACGAGUUAAAAGCCAAGUGUCAGAGCAUAAUAAUGGUCCUUGUAUUUACUUGCGCCCUAAAAGUCAGGGAUCUGUUACUUGAUUCCUGCUGUUGUGCGUCCCCUGCAGUGCCUUCCACACAGCAUCAGUUUGGGUAACUAAAUGAAUUAUGUUGUGCAAAGUGUCAAUGCUGAUUUAUGAAGAUUGCAAUGCCAGCAAAAUCCCCUUUGGCUCAUUCCAUUCUCAUUGUGAUUUCCUAACAAUUGUUAAGUAAAGCACAUAAUAUUUUUGUAGAAUUCGGGUCCAAGGUUUGCUCAUGGGUGUGUUGAGGUAAAUAUAUAUAUAUAUAUUUGGACUAAACAUCUUUUACAUCAUUUGGUGCUAAGAGUUUACCCUCUUUUUUUUAAUGUCAGCAAUGUGAAUGUUAACUAAUUUUUUAAGUUUUACUUUGUUAAACUAGUUUUUUUUUUUUUUUUUUUUUUUUUUUUUUUUUUUUUUUUUCUGAAAGAAGUUGUUAAAAAAGGUUGUUGACAAUUAAGUUUCAUUUGGUUAAUGGAGGGAGCAAUUGGAUGUGAAUUGCAUUUGCUUCCUUGACUUCCCCAUUUCAUUCCACUUUUGCAUAAAUGGAUUGUACAGUUCCUGUUAAUAAACUGAUUUUAUUCUUUA
Messenger RNA from Penaeus monodon (black tiger shrimp), 2296 nucleotides. RefSeq names its product succinate--CoA ligase [GDP-forming] subunit beta, mitochondrial-like (gene ScsbetaG). Gene Ontology annotation, biological process: succinyl-CoA metabolic process; tricarboxylic acid cycle. NCBI's taxonomy places the organism in Eukaryota, Metazoa, Arthropoda, Malacostraca, Decapoda, Penaeidae. The record is from RefSeq and is a predicted model, not a curated record. Gene Ontology annotation, cellular component: mitochondrion; succinate-CoA ligase complex. Gene Ontology annotation, molecular function: ATP binding; succinate-CoA ligase (GDP-forming) activity.